GUUCAAUGCCUUAUUGUUUCAAUCACAAAAAAGAAGAAGAAACAAAGUAAAGAAAAUACAACACAUCAAGUUCCUUUUGUCUCUUGAUCGGCAUUGAAGGGGGACAAAGGAGAUUCAGAGAAAGCAGAAGCAAUAGCAACCCUUCAUUGUUGUUCUUCAGAAAAGUUUCCCCUUUUACAAAGAGUGGCAUGGCCUUUGCUUUAUCAUAAAACCCUUUUGAAAAUAGAAAACAUUAGAGAAGAAAGGUAAAAGAUUUAACAACAGAGGUAGAUAGUUAAAGGAAGAAAGUUUAGAGGACCCCUUGGAAAGACAUUUUGGUUUCUGGGUAUAUUUUGUGAGGUUGUUUUGAAUUGGAAGAGCACAAAAAGGUGAAGAGUGUUUUGGAAAAGAAAAGUUAAGGGCGAGUGAUGUGGCUACAGAAGAAUAAUUGCGACAAGAAGGAUGGGGUGCAUGGAAUAGUGGCAGUGGCAAUUGAUUCAGACAAGGGGAGCCAGAAUGCACUAAAAUGGACCAUUGAUCAUCUCCUCCCCAAAGGGUCAAAUGUAGUUCUCAUUCAUGUCAAGACUAAGCCCUCUUCUCUUUAUCCAUCAGUUUCUCUUGUGAACCCUAGGGCAAAUGGUAUUGCUGAGCAUGCACUUGUUUGCAAGGACCCUGAUGAACAAACCAAAGAAGUUUUCCAUCCAUACCGUGUAUUCUGUGCACGGAAAGAUAUACACUGCAAGGACGUUGUAAUAGAAGAUGUAGACGUAGCCAAAGCUUUAAUUGAAUAUGCUUCUCAAUAUGCAAUUGAGCACUUAGUCAUAGGCUCUUCAAACAAAGGUGGUUUUCUUAGAUUCAAGAUAGCAGAUAUUCCAGGAACAGUCUCAAAAGGGGCACCAGAUUUCUGCACAGUAUAUGUUGUUACUAAAGGGAAGAUUCAAUCCAUGCGAUCUGCUUCUCGUGCUGCUCCAACCUUUUCCCCUCUUCAAAACCAACUUUCUCAACACAGUGGCAGAUUAGACCUACCAGAACCACGUGUAGUCAAAGGGCUUGAAAGGAGGUCUUUUGAAGCACCACGCCGUAUAUCACAUGAUGAACCAGAGCCCUUCAGGUCACCAUUCACUAGGAAAGGAGUGAAUAAUGACAGGUAUGGGGAUAUACCAGGGCCAGAGACUGACAUAAGUUUUGUAAGCUCUAGAAGAUCAAGUACAGAUCGCUUAUUCCCAUUGUAUAACAACAGCAACCACUACCUAGAGUCCAAUCCCCGGCUAUCAUAUAGCUCUGACAUAGAUGGAAAUAAUUAUAGCUUUGAGUCAAUUCCGUUUGGAAGAAGGUCUAUGGAUAUCUGCUCUGAUUUCUCAUCCUUCUCACAAGACAGUGAUGGCUUGCCAUCCUCUGCAUCACAGGGCAUGGAUGAUGUGGAGGCUGAAAUGAGAAGACUAAAAUUGGAGCUCAAGCAAACAAUGGAAAUGUAUAGCAAUGCCUGCAAAGAAGCACUCACCGCACAGCAAAAGGCUGUGGAACUCCAACGCUGGAAAUUAGAGGAAGAGAGGAGAUUGGAGGAGGCAAGGCUUGCUGAAGAAGCUGCAUUGGCGAUUGCAGAAAAGGAGAAGGCAAGAUCAAAAGCAGCCAUCGAGACAGCUGAAGCACAGAAGAGGAUUGCAGAACUGGAAUCACAGAAGAGAAUCAGUGCUGAAAUGAAAGCAUUGAUGGAAACAGAAGAGAAAAGAAAAGCAGUGAAUGCUUUAUCAGGCACUGGUUUGAGGUAUAGAAGGUACGCAAUUGAGGAGAUUGAAGCUGCCACAAAUUUUUUUACUGAGUCACAGAAGAUCGGAGAAGGGGGUUAUGGUCCAGUUUAUAAUUGCCUUCUGGACCAUACACCUGUGGCAGUGAAGGUUCUACGGCCUGACGCAGCACAAGGAAGGUCACAGUUUCAAAGAGAGGUUGAGGUACUGAGUUGCAUUCGGCAUCCAAACAUGGUUCUCCUCAUAGGUGCCUGCCCUGAGUAUGGUUGCCUUGUCUAUGAGUACAUGGCCAAUGGAAGCUUAGAUGACUGCCUCUUCUGCCGAGGAAACAGGCCCCCAAUUCCAUGGCAGCUCAGGUUCAAAAUUGCAGCUGAAAUUGGCACAGGCUUGUUGUUCCUCCAUCAGACCAAACCUGAGCCUCUUGUGCACAGAGACCUUAAACCAGCCAACAUCUUGCUGGACAGAAACUAUGUGGCCAAGAUCAGUGAUGUAGGUUUGGCCAGGCUGGUUCCACCGUCAGUGGCAGACAAUGUGACACAGUAUAGGAUGACAUCGGCUGCCGGAACAUUCUGUUACAUAGACCCUGAGUACCAGCAGACAGGAAUGCUGGGAGUGAAGUCUGACAUAUACUCUCUUGGGAUCAUUUUCUUGCAAAUUUUGACAGCAAAACCUCCAAUGGGUUUGACUCAUAAUGUUCAGAGAGCCAUUGAGAAGGGAACAUUUAUUGAUAUGUUGGAUCCAAAAGUGCCUGACUGGCCAACAGAGGAUGCCUUGGUCUUUGCAAAGAUUGCUGUCAGGUGUGCUGAACUGAGGAGGAGAGACAGGCCUGAUCUUGGCAAGGAAGUGCUGCCUGAACUAAACAGGCUAAGAGAACAUGCUGAGAGCCAUGAUCACUAUUCAAUGUUUAGUGGCUAUGCUAGCCCUUCCAAUCAGAGCCAAGUUUCUCUGGAUGAAGCCAGUUCUUCACUUCCUCAUUCUGGGGAGAGUUCAUGAAACGCAUCAAGUCCUGUUUGACAUUCCUUCAAAACAAGAUCUUCCCUUUUCAGCAAAAUAGAUAGUGAGUUCGGUGGAAAUGAUCCCAAGGAUAAAGUGUAAAUUUCAUAGGUAAAUUGAUGUAAUAGCUUCCAUGAAUCUUUCAAUUUGAGCAUGAGAUUCGUUCUCAUUUCAAUUUAGGUUGUAUAAGUAGAAGAGUCAUGAAUCCAAAUUACUUCAUCUAGUCUCUAUGGGGACUCAUGAAUUCUAGUCAA
Messenger RNA from Vigna angularis (adzuki bean), 2971 nucleotides. Its product is annotated as U-box domain-containing protein 52. The coding region runs from base 408 to 2717 and encodes 769 amino acids. Gene Ontology annotation, molecular function: ATP binding; protein kinase activity. The record is from RefSeq and is a predicted model, not a curated record. Gene Ontology annotation, biological process: protein phosphorylation. NCBI's taxonomy places the organism in Eukaryota, Viridiplantae, Streptophyta, Magnoliopsida, Fabales, Fabaceae. The transcript has 10 exons.